This is a messenger RNA of Wyeomyia smithii (pitcher-plant mosquito), 1188 nucleotides long. RefSeq names its product odorant receptor 10a-like. The record is from RefSeq and is a predicted model, not a curated record. The transcript has 4 exons. Gene Ontology annotation, molecular function: odorant binding; olfactory receptor activity. Gene Ontology annotation, cellular component: plasma membrane. Gene Ontology annotation, biological process: sensory perception of smell; detection of chemical stimulus involved in sensory perception of smell. Lineage: Eukaryota; Metazoa; Arthropoda; Insecta; Diptera; Culicidae.
AUGGAAGCGCUUAAUUUGUUUCUGCAGUAUACAAAGCAUGUGCGUUUUCUAUGUUCCUCGCUUGGACUGGACGUUCUGGGUUCGGACUUUCGAAUCGGCUUCAAAACUUACAUAAGUUUUAUGAUUCUAACAUCGUACAUUUUUCUCACUGUAAAUUCUAUUAUUAUUGCGAAAAAUGGUGCGGAUAUACUAAAACCCCUCACAUUUGCGGGAUUUUUCAUUCAAUGUGCAUUGAAAAUAUAUUUUACACUCUCUCGUGCUAAAGUGUACUACCAGAAUCACGACCAAAUCAAAAAAAGCAUUUACUUGAAGAAUCUGCAUGGGAAUGAGAAGCAAAAAAGUGUCGUUUUGAAGAACAUCAUUUUAUUACUAAACUUGAUAAAAGGAACUACGUUAUUGUAUUCAUCAACUCUUAUAAUAUUUUCUGCUUAUCCAGUGUGUAUGUAUUCAUAUGAAAAAACUGUUGUUACCAUUUUUCCACUUUAUAUUCCUGGAAUAAAAACUGAAUCGGGACAAGGAUACUGGAUUACAAACACGUUCCAUAUUAUAUACCAAAUGUAUGGCUUAUUCGGAGCUUUGGCAUCCGACACCGUCUUUAUGAUGUUUGUGUUUCACAUUGUAAGCUACACUGAGUUGCUUGCAAUAGAAUUUAAGCAAUUUUCGGAUGAUUUAAUUGAGAUACAACGUAGCAACGAUGUAAAAAAUAUAAAGUUUUGAAUGAUUUUUUGUCAAAAACAAAUGCGACAAAUAUUCCUUAGCCACAAAGAAAUUUUAGCGUAUCUUGAAUCACUUCAAGUUUGUUACGAGAACAUUUGCAAGACACAAGUUGGUUCAUGUGUGAUAACGAUUGCUUUGAACUUGUUUCUGGCACUAGUGACGGAUUGGUAUGCCUCGUAUGGGUUUUUGCUGGCGUCACUAUUUCAAUUAUUCAUAUAUGCUGUGCUAGGCACUAUUAUUCAGCUGAUGAACGAAAGAAUCAUGAAAAUGAUCUACGAUUUUCCUUGGCACCUCCUGACGAAUACCGAGGAACGAGCCUUCCAGUUGUUACUGUUCCGAAGCCAGAAACCCAUCGAGAUGCAUAUUCGUGGCUUCGGUCCGUUAAACGUUGAAGCAUUCACCGAAAUUAUGCGCCUAAUUUAAUUGUCAUUCACUAUGCUUUAUAGUUUUCUUAUCGAAAAGCAAUUGUAA